This is a messenger RNA of Aspergillus steynii IBT 23096, 6981 nucleotides long. RefSeq names its product putative sensor histidine kinase/response regulator. The record is from RefSeq and is a predicted model, not a curated record. Gene Ontology annotation, molecular function: histidine phosphotransfer kinase activity; phosphorelay sensor kinase activity; ATP binding. Lineage: Eukaryota; Fungi; Ascomycota; Eurotiomycetes; Eurotiales; Aspergillaceae. Gene Ontology annotation, biological process: phosphorelay signal transduction system; protein autophosphorylation. The coding region runs from base 1 to 6981 and encodes 2326 amino acids. The transcript has 5 exons.
AUGGAGGAUAGCAAUAUUCUUGGUGAGGAUCUGCCGCUCCCACCGGCACGCCUUUUUGAACGGCUGGCGCAUUUGCCAGGAUACACCUGGGACCAGUCAAUCGAACCGUUUCAUUCAACCUAUAACCACUGGCAUGUCUACGGACUUCGACACUCGGUCGAAUCUGAUGUUUCGACCCCCGCCGCAACCUCGUCCGGACCGUCUAGUUUAGCGCGCAACUCCCCGCGGACCGAAUCUCGCCCACCUUUCCGUCACCAUUGGAGGAGUAGCCUGAGCGAAUCCAGCAGUGAGCUAUCGCUGUCUCGAGGAGAUCAUGAGCCCAUUUGGGUACCGGUAAUAGCCCGGGUCUCGUCCCACGUGGUGAGACUCGAGCGGGAGUUCCAUAUGCUACGAUCGAUCAUGCAGACCUCCGACCCCGACUGCAAUCAUACUAUUCGACCGAUUGAUCUGAUAAGACUAUCACGAGACCCCGGGGAUGCGGGCCCUCUUCUGGUGGCCAUCUUUGAGUCUCCAGGCCCGAACAUGCUCCGGGAGCUGGUGGCCUUUGGGCCUGCCUGGUUCGCAGCCGGCCGCAAGAUGGACAGUACCGAUUCGACCCCCGGAGAGCAGGUUUCUCUCUCGAUAUUUCUGGAUUUUGCAAUUGGUGCCUGCGACUGCCUAGAGCUAUUGCACUAUGGGCUCAAAACUGUCCACGGCGAAAUUCGCGGUGACGCAUUCCACUUCAACCGUGAAGUAGGCUCCGUGAAGCUGACAAACACGGGAAACGGGGCGAGAUCCUUCGAUAACAUCUUGAGUGAGGGAUGGUCGUCGCUUUCUCGAGAGCUCGGGGUCAAGAACAAACUGCAGUUCAUUGCACCGGAGCAGACCGGGAGAAUGCCCACGGAGCCGGAUAGUCGAACCGAUAUCUACGCACUUGGUGUUCUGUUCUGGACGAUGCUAGUUGGGAAGCCGGCUUUUACUGGGAGUGACCCGGUUGAAGUUGUGCAGAAUGUUUUGGGCAAGAAAUUACCCCCGGUUUCGACGAAGCGUAUGGAUGUACCGGAUGCAGUCUCCGCCGUGAUUCAGAAGAUGACCCAAAAGGCGGUUAAUGAGCGCUAUCAUACCAUCUCUUCCGUGAAGCGUGACUUGGCGCAGAUCUCCGAAUUACUUGGCGAUGGCGACAGCGAAGCCUUGAAGGACUUUCAAAUCGCCCAACGUGAUGUGUCAUCCUUCUUUACCCUUCCCUCUCGUAUGUUUGGACGCCGAGAAGAGUAUGAUAGAAUCAUCAGCGUGGUUGAGAAAGUUCACCGGCGCCAGCAGUCGGCGUAUGCAAAGGCCAUUGCGCAAACGUCCAGCGGAGUUGGCUCUAGUUCGUCAAUGUCGGAUAGUCGAGUUGAUAGCUUUGAGGUGGCUUCGGCCUCAAGCGACUCCGGCUCUUUCAACUUAAAACCCAACUCCAAUGGCGCUGCCUACAACCUCGGACGUGUGUCUACCCAUGAGUCUCUCCAUAGUACCGAGUCAUCACUCUCGACCCCAAGACCAGGGAUCACUUCAAACAAGGCAAAGAGUCCGGUGGAAUCACGUGCAUCCUGGGAGAAUACAGACCGAGACAGUUAUCCGUCGACCGGCACACACACCCAUACACAGACGGAUUCCCAUGGACCAGGCAAUAGGCACAAACCUGCGCAAAGGUCUCGGCGCGCGGGUAAAUGCGAGGUCAUCACUCUUAGUGGCGUUGCCGGGAUAGGGAAAACGGAUCUUCUGAACCGGGUUCAGUCGGCAAUCCGCAAGCUUGGAUAUAUCGGGAUUGCGCGGCUGGACCGUGCCAGGAGGGUACCGUUUGAGCCUUUCGCGAAAAUACUUGCCAGCCUCCUACGCCAAAUCUUCUCCGAACGUGAUGUCACCACGGACUACCACAAUAACGUCCGCAUGGCAUUGCUACCUAUGUGGCCUACCUUACAUCGUGUCUUGGAACUUCCUGAGCAAUUGAUGUCGUCAGGGGGGAAUGAUAAGCAAAUAUCACCUAAACUUUCUGCUGCGCAGCAUAUCUUCAAGGAAGUUUCCACCAAAGGAGAACCAUCUAAGCGUAUUGCACUUCCUAUUCUUGACGGAGGACAGAAUUCAGUGGACUUUUUCUUGUCCAACGCAGCAUUGAAGAACAUGCGACUCAUGGAAACUUUUCUUGAGAUCCUCAAAACGUUGUCCCAGUAUAGGUUGAUCUGUGUAUGUGUCGACGAUUUGCACUACGCCGACGACGAGACUCUCGAGCUGGUUUUGAACAUCAUGAAAGCAAAAGUACCUUGUGUGCUUAUGCUGGCAAGCCGCAAUGCCGACCUCGAGAACAAGGCCAUCAAAUCUCUCUUCGAGGCAGACACUCCUAGUGUGUCCAAGGUUGUAUUGAAGCCACUUGGAGAGGACGAGAUCAUGCAAAUAGUCGCUGCUACGAUGCACCAAGAUCCCAACCCGAUGCUCACGCCUCUUUCAGCGGUCAUCCAGGAAAAAAGCGUAGGAAAUCCAUUCUAUGUGCGAAUGAUGCUGGAGACUUGUUACAGCAAAAACUGCAUCUGGUAUUCAUGGAAAAACUCAAAAUGGGAAUUUGACCUGGAUCGGAUUUUCACGGAGUUUGUGGCUCCUCGGUAUGGCGAAGGCCUUGGGCUUGGGUUUAUCACGAGACGUCUCCAGGAAUCCCCGGAAGCAGCCCGAUCCAUACUGGUCUGGGGCGCUUUGCUGGGUAGUCCGUUUGCCUUUUCUCUCGUGCAAAAACUCCUCACUAGCGAGUUCUUGUAUUCUAGCGAGGACGACGAAGCUGUGGACCUCACCUGUCCGCAGAAUGUGAAUCUGAUCCGGCAAUCCGAGGCCAACAUCGUUGUUGGACUUCAAUAUCUGGUCCAAGCAAACCUUGUCAUUCCAGGGAAGACUGAUGACGAGUUCAGGUUUGCGAAUGAUAGGAUUGCACAAGCUGCUGCAUCGUUGACGGAAGGCCGCAACGUGGAAAAGAUGCAUUUCAUCAUCUCUCAAGCGCUCAUGAAAUACUACCAUGACGGCCGCAGCCGCUAUUCCAUGGCUCGACACGUUGGUCUCGCCUCUCGCAUAAUCAAGACUCGCGUGGUACAGAGACUUGACUACCGGAAGAUCCUUUGGGAUGCCGCCCAGACUGCCUCUCAAUCCGGUGCACGGCCAACUUCCCUUUGGUAUUUCCGCCACUGUAUCGCUCUUCUCCAGGAAAGCCCCUGGGAUGACAACAACACCGACGUAUACUAUGACGAGACUCUACGUCUGCACAUCGCGACUGCUGAAAUGUCAUGGUCUCAAGGUCACAAUCCCGAAGCCCUUGACUUACUAGAUAAGGUUUUGAAGCAUGGAAAAACUGCCGUCUGCAAGUCCCGUGCCUGGAUUGUGAAGGCCAAGAUCUAUGCUCAGAUGGGCCAACACCUUCGGUCAAUGGACUCCCUGCUCACAUGCCUGGAUGAGCUUGGUGUACAUCUUCGGGAGUUCACGACCUACGAGGAAUGCGACGCCGCUUACAGACACCUCAAGAACUACCUUGAAAAGGCAGACCUAGAGGCUAUCGUUCGCAAACCGAUCAGCAAGGAUAUAAAUAUGAUCACCAUCGGUGCGGUCAUGGCCGAGGCGAUGGCCGUAACCUAUUGGGAUGACGCCUUAACUUUCUAUAGAAUGGCUAUCGAGAUGAUGAAUCUCCACCUUUUCAAAGGUGGCUUUGUGCAAAUUUCGAUAGGCUGCUCUCACCUUGCCAUGGUCUCUUUCAGCCGUUUCAGAGACCUGAGCCUUGCUGUCAAGCUCAGUGACUAUGCGCUCAAUCUUCUUGAGCGUUGCCCCGAGCCGUGGACGCAAAGUCGAGGUUCAAUUGUUCACAACCUUUACGUCAGCCAUUUGCGAGUUCCAUUGUCAUCGACGCUUCCUGCGCUUGAGGCAUCUGUAGAAUCAUCUCUCUCAAUGGGAGAUCCCUACAUUACAUUGAUCAGCCUUUCAUCAAUGGCAAUGACGCGGCUUUUCCUGGGUCAUGACAUGACCCAACUAGAAAGUUUCUGCAACGAAAAUCCCGAGGACAUCCCAGAAUGGGUGCAUGAUACCCGUGGCGGUGCUAGUCUUGUCGCAGUCAGACAAGUCGCGCGCGCUUUGCAAGGAAAGACUUCCUACCGUGAUCCUGAGACCGUAAUGUCUGAUGACAAUCAUCGGACGAGCGAGUACAUUGCUUUCCUAGACAAAAACACUAGCAACGCCGAUCGUCCUCGCGAUAUCUAUUGGGGGUUGGCGAUGAUCCCCCUGUUUAUCUACGGGCACCACACAAAAGCUAUAGAGUUGGGAGUCCAAAUGAUGGAUACCAUGCCGAGGCUGUGGUCUGCUCGCGUGUCAUACGUUGUCUACUUUUAUUUGUCGCUCUCUCUCCUCACUUUGCACAACGAUUACCCUGCCCGUGGAUACCUUGAUGGGAACCUGAAGACGGUUUUGAAGUACAAGGCCGAGGUGGAUCUUGCGCGGUCUGCUUGCGAUGCAAAUUAUGGAAUGUGGUCGUUGAUACUAGAAGCUCUCGUCUUCGAAGUUCGCAAUGACCACACAUCCGCAAUUCAAGCGUUUGAGGCUGCUAUUGACCAUUGUCAAAUCCAUGGAUGGCCAUUAGAAGAGGCGCUUGCUCUGGAAUUGCACGGUGAAUUCUUAAUUCGGCGUGGCGCUAAACGAGCGGCACGUUCUGUGAUGCAAGAUGCGAUCGCUGCAUGGGCCGCCAUUAGCGCUGUUGGUAAAGCAGCUCAGUUGACUGAGAAACAUGAAUGGCUCCUCAAAACUGCGACAUCUUCACGGACUGCCGAUGUUGGAUGCCAAACCGUUGACUCACUCCUUGGGAUAAAUCGCAGCACAGGCCCAGAACACAUGGAUGUCGCUCAGAAUGUGGAGGAGGAUGACCGAAAACAACGCUGGAUAGAGCAGAAUGGGGUGACCACAGGCGAACGUUCCCUUGACAUUUCAAGUGUUGGAUUGGACAUUAUUGAUUUGUCAAGCAUCCUUGAAUCCAGUCAAGUGAUGUCGUCCGAACUACAGAUUGAUAAGCUUCUCACGAAAAUGAUUGAAAUGGUCCUUGAAUCCUGCAAUGGCUCGGAUUUUGCUGUGAUUGCAACGAAUUUCGAUGACAACUUCACCGUUGCGGCUGCGGGAGACCUAGAGAAGGGACAGAAAGCUUUCCUUGACGGUCUCUCCUUCUUCGAAAUCGAGGACAAAAUGGCACAGCAAAUCUCUCAUUAUGUCAUGCGGACCAGGGAAGAAGUGCUUGUCCACAAUGUCCUCGAGGACGAACGGUUUUCCAAUGUCAGCGAGGCCUAUCAGGCAAGGUAUCCGCUGGGUAAAUCCGUGAUCGCGUUGCCUAUCAUGCAGGCAGAGCAUCUACUCGGUGUCAUUCAUAUCGAGGGCAAGCCCAACUCGUUCACCCAGCGAAACCUUGUGGUACUUCACUUGCUGUGCAACCAGAUUGGCAUAUCGCUUUCCAACGCACUGCUCUUCCGCGAAGUCCGCAAAGUCAGUGCCACCAACGCAUCUAUGGUCGAGGCACAGAAGCGAGCUCUUGCGCAGGCCCGCGAGGCCGAGCAAAAGGCAAAGGUGGCGGAGGCGGAAGCUAAACACAAUGUCAAGCUGAAGGAAGAUGCAGCAAAGGCCAAGUCUAUCUUCCUCGCUAACAUCUCUCAUGAUCUCCGCACUCCGAUGAACGGCGUUAUUGGCUUGUCUGAGCUUCUCAAGGGCACCAUUCUGAACAAGGAGCAGGACGAAUAUGUUGAGUCUAUCCGUGUCUGUGCCGAUACUUUGCUCACCCUCAUCAACGAUAUCCUGGACUUCUCCAAGCUGGAGGCCGGAAAAAUGAAGAUUUCCACCGUGCCUCUUAACAUCAAGGAAACCAUAUCCGAGGUCGUUCGUGCGCUUCGGUAUACACACCGGGAUCGAGGGCUAGACACAAUCGAGGAUUUGGAGAAGGUGCCGCCAGAGCUUGUGGUACUGGGCGACCCAGUUCGCUUGCAUCAGAUUUUCAUGAAUCUCCUCAGCAACAGCUACAAAUUCACCCCCAAGGGCUCCGUAACUGUUCGGGCAAGAGUUACCAAAGAAGGCAAAGGCCGCGUCCGUCUCGAAUGCACAGUGUCUGAUACCGGAAUUGGAAUUCCCGAAGAGCAGAAGUCCCGACUUUUCAGGCCGUUCUCGCAGGCAGACAGUUCGACAGCGAGAUCUUACGGCGGAAGCGGACUCGGUCUCAGCAUUUGCAAAGCGAUCAUCGAAGAUGUCCUGGGCGGUGCCAUCUGGCUUGAUUCCACCCCAGGCGUCGGCACCAUGGUUACUUUCCACCUGUCCUUCAACAAGGCCAAAGACCUCGCAUCGAAAACCCCAUGGCCCAAGUCUCUGCAGCAAGGAGACGCAAAUGCGGUCCGUACACCCGUCAUUCGCGACCUGACCAUGGUUCCUCGCGAUCAGAUCCGAGUUUGCAUUGCCGAGGAUAACCCGAUCAAUCAAAAGAUUGCCGUCAAGUUCGUUACCAGUCUUAACCUGCAAUGUGAAGCCUACAGCGACGGGCGCCAGGCAGUUGAUGCCCUCCGUGCUCGCUCACAGGAAGGGAAUCCAUUCCAUGUCGUUCUGAUGGAUGUGCAAAUGCCCACCCUCGACGGUUACAACGCAACCCGCGAGCUUCGUCAAGACCCCGACCCCAACGUCAACGAAGUGCUCGUCAUAGCUAUGACUGCCAGUGCCAUCGAGGGUGAUCGAGAAAAAUGCAUCAGCGCCGGCAUGAACAACUAUCUUCCCAAGCCGGUUCGAUCCACGGUCCUGAAUGAGAUGCUCGACCAAUACCUGGCACCGGUGCCCCCGUACACGCGGACACGGCUUUCCAUACGAGAGAGAUCAAGUGUUAGCAAUGAGAGCGGCACCCCUGGUAGCUCUGCUUCUUCAGGAUCCGAGCCACUUAUCGCGUUGACCCCGAAUGAGGAAAAGAAAGACGACGCCGGCACCAAAUGA